CCUGACCUGGGACCCAAUUCCUAAGCUUGCUGGACAAGCGUUUUGCUCGCUCUUGUUUGGCGCUCCUCCCAACUCUUUUCAAAGCAUUGUUUCCCUCCAUCUUGCACUUCAGUCUCUUUCUGUGUAAUCCCUCACUCUCUCGGCCUAAUCGAUCUUUGGCGGUGUGUAAUUGGCUAGUAUGGAGCAGCAGAGACACCAGAAAAUGGCACAGCAACAGCAACAGGAGGAGGUCGAGGAAGGACAGCACGGCCCAUUCCCUGUAGAGCAGCUUCAGGCAUCAGGCAUUGCUUCGCUUGAUGUAAAGAAGCUGAAGGAUGCUGGUCUUUGCACGGUUGAAUCUGUUGCUUACACACCUAGGAAAGAUCUUCUUCAAAUUAAAGGAAUAAGUGAAGCUAAAGUUGACAAGCUCAUUGAAGCAGCUUCAAAACUUGUUCCUUUGGGUUUCACCAGUGCCAGCCAACUUCAUGCCCAGAGGCUUGAGAUAAUUCAGAUGACAUCUGGGUCAAGUGAACUGGACAAAAUUUUGGAAGGAGGGAUUGAGACAGGAUCUAUUACUGAGAUAUAUGGUGAGUUCCGCUCUGGGAAGACUCAACUCUGUCAUACACUUUGUGUCACCUGCCAACUUCCAUUGGAUCAAGGAGGUGGUGAGGGAAAAGCAAUGUACAUUGAUGCGGAAGGCACAUUCAGGCCACAGAGACUCUUACAGAUAGCUGAGAGGUUUGGGCUGAAUGGUGCUGAUGUCUUGGAGAAUGUGGCCUAUGCUAGAGCAUAUAACACCGAUCAUCAGUCAAGACUUUUGCUUGAAGCAGCUUCAAUGAUGGUGGAAACAAGGUUUGCUCUUAUGAUAGUAGACAGUGCUACUGCUCUUUAUAGAACAGAUUUCAAUGGGAGAGGUGAGCUGUCAGCCCGGCAAAUGCAUCUUGCAAAAUUCCUAAGGAGCCUCCAAAAGUUAGCAGACGAGUUCGGGGUAGCUGUUGUGAUUACAAACCAAGUAGUUGCACAAGUGGAUGGUUCUGCCAUCUUUGCUGGACCUCAAAUUAAACCUAUUGGUGGUAACAUCAUGGCUCAUGCUUCUACAACAAGGCUUGCUCUUCGUAAAGGAAGGGGAGAGGAGCGCAUUUGCAAAGUCAUUAGUUCUCCCUGUUUGGCUGAGGCUGAAGCCCGCUUUCAGAUUUCCACAGGAGGUGUAGCUGAUGUCAAGGACUAGUUCCUUCGAAGUCGUGUUUUUCCUUUUUGUUUGAUCAAUCUGUUAUUAUAUCAAUGAUUCAGCCAUCACAAUUCACUACUCUGUAAAAUUUUGUCUGCAAUGAAACAUACCCAAUUUU
This is a messenger RNA of Rubroshorea leprosula, 1325 nucleotides long. The record is from the annotation of a GenBank genome assembly. NCBI's taxonomy places the organism in Eukaryota, Viridiplantae, Streptophyta, Magnoliopsida, Malvales, Dipterocarpaceae.